Messenger RNA from Closterium sp. Naga37s-1, 516 nucleotides. The record is from the annotation of a GenBank genome assembly. NCBI's taxonomy places the organism in Eukaryota, Viridiplantae, Streptophyta, Zygnematophyceae, Desmidiales, Closteriaceae.
AUGGUGAUUGCCGGAGGGCUUGAGCCGUCGCUAGAGCGCGCUGCCGCCUCGUCGGCUGCGCCCGCCAAUUCCCAGACGGUGGCCGAAAAGGCAACCAUGGCGACGAAGCCCCCGCUGCCGCCGGCUCUGAAGCCCAAGACAGUAGUCUCUGAAAUGCCUCCUCCCCUCGUACCCGCGGUUCCUGUUGCGGCGAGCUUGCCUGCCCAAUCUGUGCCUGUCCCUGCGCCGUCCGCUCCUGCUGCUGCCGCCGUUCACUUGGCUCCUCAUGCUGUGUCGUCGGCGACUGUCCCUAACGAGGCUGGUGUUGAUCCGCCCGUUCCUGCUCCUGCCGCGCCUGUUGCGACGCCCGCUGCCAUCCCCGCUGGCUCAGCGCCUGCCGCUGCUUUGUCACCGCAGGCGGCGUCCGCCACCACUGCCGCCCCGGCCCUGAGUGCAAGUCGUCUCGUCGCUGGCGCGACACUCCACAGCGUUAUCAGCAGCAGGCGCACUGGCCUGUGUUGUGCCAACACACUAUAG